AGGCUAACAUGUUGUGGUUGGUCUGUGGGAGGACAGGAGGAGGAUAUAUGAAGCUCUGAGGUGAACAGACGCUUCACUGACCAUGAGGACGCAACGGAAACGACAAGUGUGCAUCCUUCUGCCAAACAAGCAGCACCUGGACUGUACUAUUGGAGUGACAGCCAGAGGCCAUGAAGUGUUGAAAUGUGUACUGAAGCAGCUCAGCGUUGGUGAGCUCCAGGUGUUAGGUCUGGCUGUUCUCAGAGAUAAUGAAAACCUGUUUAUUGAUUUGGGGCAAAAGCUGAGCAAGUACUUUGGUAAAACAUGGAACCGAGGGUCUUUGAGGGUCCCGUUCGUCUUGUUUCUGAGAGUGCAGUAUUACGUGGAGAAUGGACUGCUCAUAUUCAGCAGCAAAGUACAGCAGCUCUACUAUGCUGAGCUGAGGCAGAAGGUGUUGCACUCACAGAGUCACCAUCAGGAAGCUCUGUUCUUCCAGCUUGCAGCUUCCGUGCUCCAAGCUGAGGUCGGAGACCUGGAGCAGAGAGAGGCCAAAGAUGAAGGGGAUAGAGAGGAAAACAGACAACAGAGAAAAUCUUACUUUCUACCUGAAGAUUACUUCCCCUCCUGGCUGAUAAAGCGUCGUGGACGAGACUUCCUGCUGCAGCAUGGCCCUGUGUUACACGAGGAACUGAGAGGUUUGUCACGUCGCAAAGCCAUCCUGCAGUUUAUACAAGAGGCGAAAGGUCUGCAGGACGGGGCUGUCACCUUCUACAGGAUGAGACGGGAGAAAAAAGAGCUGAGAAGUUCAAUCCUUCUUGGAGUGGCAUUGAGAGGAGUCCAAAUUUAUAAGGAGGUGGAAGGGAAGCAGUGUUUACUGUAUGAUUUGUUCUGGACUGACAUCGACCGCUUCACCUUCCAGGGCUGCAGGUUUGAAAUCUCUGCAGUGGGCUCUCUGUGUCUCCCAAAGCUGCUGUACUACACCCCUUCUGCCUUCCACUCCAAACACAUCCUGAAGCACCUCAGUGACAGUCACAGUUUCCACAUCAGCACCAGAGACUCACUCAGCUACAUCCAACAUCUGGAAAACAAGCAGGCUAGUCAGUACUACAAAGAGGCCUACAUCUGUGAUACGACACGCCUAAAACAGCGACUCCAAUGCAACAACAGCAUCACAUCCUCUGUGUCUAACUGCAGCUUUGCAGUUGUAGAAGCUGCAGUCAUGUCUAGAGAAGAAGUAGAAGAAGAAGAAGAAGAAGAAGAGGAGGAGGAGGAGGAGGAGGAGGAUGUGUCCUGCAUAGAGUUCGAGAUGUGUGUGGACGACCCUGAGGAGUUACUCGUCGAUGACCCCGCUGAGUUGUCUUGGCUGGCGGAGCUGCUUCCUGGUGUUUCCAUAGAUGCACCUUUAUCACUCCCGUCUCCUCACUGGGCAGUCGUAACCAUGGAAAUGAAACAGGUUCUGAGGAGGAGAGCUAAUGAAGGCGUUUCUGUGGACUAAUGUUCAGCCAGAGGCAAAAAGAGGGGCUCAUUAUGUUCUGCAGAUCAGGACAGAUGUAACUACUGUGAUGAUCACAUCACUUUUAAAUAGAGUGAUCAUAGACCUAAUAAAUUAUGCACCUAUAUAAAAUAAAUUAUGCAAAUAAUCACUGUAUGUUCCUGGUCCAAUGCAAGCUCAAACAAAUCCCUUGAACAUUCAAUAAAUAAAUAAAUCUGUCAUACAAGCAGUCGAAGCAGAUGGCUGUCUAA
This is a messenger RNA of Notolabrus celidotus (New Zealand spotty), 1722 nucleotides long. RefSeq names its product FERM domain-containing protein 6-like. The record is from RefSeq and is a predicted model, not a curated record. Lineage: Eukaryota; Metazoa; Chordata; Actinopteri; Labriformes; Labridae. Gene Ontology annotation, cellular component: cytoplasmic side of apical plasma membrane; cytoskeleton. The transcript has 13 exons. Gene Ontology annotation, biological process: positive regulation of hippo signaling. The coding region runs from base 83 to 1474 and encodes 463 amino acids.